Messenger RNA from Hippocampus comes (tiger tail seahorse), 2002 nucleotides. RefSeq names its product F-box protein 5 (gene fbxo5). Gene Ontology annotation, molecular function: protein binding; zinc ion binding. NCBI's taxonomy places the organism in Eukaryota, Metazoa, Chordata, Actinopteri, Syngnathiformes, Syngnathidae. Gene Ontology annotation, cellular component: nucleus. The transcript is spliced from 6 exons. Bases 237 to 1547 code for a protein of 436 amino acids. The record is from RefSeq and is a predicted model, not a curated record. Gene Ontology annotation, biological process: regulation of mitotic nuclear division; negative regulation of meiotic nuclear division.
UCGGAGGUUUAAAUGGUGAACCGCCCGCCUCUCUUUGAACGCUUUUGCGCCUUCUCGCCGCGGAAUUUAAAACGGAAAGCGAUGUGAGGACGACUUUUAUGAGAGCUGAACGACUUUGUUUUAAUCACCCUGAAAAUCACAGCCGGUCACUUAGCUGAGCAAUAAAGAAGAGGGAAGCUGCUCAAAAACGGAAAGAAACAUUCAGUGUAUAUGUGUUGGACUGUGAAGAAGCUAAAAUGAAGUGCCCACGAUACGACAUGUUCAAGGCCAAGAUGAACGUGGAAAAGGGCUCCCCAGAGAAGCCCUCAGGCCCCCAUGGAAAAGAUUCACCCAUUAAGAACCCCCUCCCCCUCAAUCCCAUUGCCGAGAAGGUGUCCAAAGUGUUGUUGCCCCAUGACGCCUCCCUCGGAGCAGCCCAAGACAAAGAAAACCAGACCGUCAAGAUGCACGAAAGUACUUUCGACGAGGGGCUAGAGGACAGCGGUUACUUGUCCUUGUACAGCAGUCAUAUUGACGAAGGUGAAAUCCACAUUCAGGGAAAAAACCCAAGAAUUCUACCGCCCUUGCCACCUCCCACUGUGACACCAAAACGGUCCCCUCAAUGUGAAGAUGGCAUGGUUUCUGGUUGCCCUAUGAGCCUGGGAGCUGCUUCCACACCCAUGGACCACUGCAGGCGGCAACCACUCACGUAUUCCUUGUCGUCCACCCCCUCUGAUGAACACAAUGACAACCCCAACCUGCCCAUUGUCAAGUUCCAGUUGGCAGUGUGUCAAGAGCUCGCCAAGAGUUACAGCAAGAAUAAUCGGUAUGACUGGAGCAUCAUCUCCAAGGUGGCCGAGGAUCAUCUACUGCACCAGGUGAUCGGCGGCAACAUGGGCCUCGAGUUUGUGGAUGUGUUCUCGUCUCUCCUUUCCAAGAAUAUGAAAAGCGUUCUCGCCAACAUCUUGGCCCUGCUGGGAGACAUGGACCUCAUCAGCUGCAAGAAGGUGAGCAGAACCUGGAGGAAGAUCAUACGUGAAGAUGGCGCUGCUCUGAAAAGGUGCCAGAAAGCUGAGAAGAUGCUUCAGGAGUCAUUAAGCUCUGUGAAGCAAAAGAGUUCCGGUUUUACAAGGGAUGGUAUCGUGUCCCGGGUGGUUCUGUCCUGCAUGCAGAAAGUGGCCUCUCCACAUGCUCCAUCAGCGGCAUCAUCGUCAUCGUCAUCAUCCGUCAACAGACGGAAUACCUCUGUACAGAAAAACAGCCAACCUCGCUUGCAGUGUUCUCGCUUUAACGAAUACAUUCAGGCUGCCAGCACCCUGAAGCAGCACGAGUCCCUGCGGCCGUGCAAACAGUGCGGCUCGCCCGCCACGCACUCGCCCGAGGCCCAGCGAGCCACAUGCAUGCGGGCCUCCUGCCAAUUUGACUUCUGCACCCUCUGCCUCGAGGCCUUCCACGGGUCCACCCCGUGCCGAGUGGUGCAGUGCCGCUCCCGCUUUCCCACCUCGGGAAGCGCCUAUUCCCUCCUUCCUGGGAGCGCUCAGAGCAAGAGGAACGUCAGGAGGUUGUGACGAGCGACGGGUGGUUCGUCUUUUGUCGACUGUUGCCAAAGUGAAGGGGUUUCAAAGGAGUUUGUUUGUGUGGGUUUCUCAAUGUGUUGUUGAUUUAAAAUGAUGCUUGACAAGCACACCUCCACGGUCGGAGCGACUGAAUGAACCGAAGCACUUGUUCUCGAAACCAUCCUGGACAAUCAACCAAGUGGUGUUUUGAGCUCACGCCACUGUCGGUGAGCAUAAAGCAUUUUGACCAAAAAAGACUACAGAAGAAACUUGUGACACUUUAAAGUUGUACAUUUUAAUCAAGAUUUAAAGUGAUUGUAAAUAUUUAAUCGUUUUGUCUAUAAAAUAUGCUCCAAGAUUGUUUUAAAUAAAUGUUAGCUUCUAAAAAGUUGUAACUAUUUACUGUACUGUUUGUGUUGAGGUUUCCUUAUAAAUGUUUAAUAAAAUUUGACAUUUGCCUCUUGGAA